Messenger RNA from Sinocyclocheilus rhinocerous, 1115 nucleotides. RefSeq names its product transmembrane emp24 domain-containing protein 1-like. The coding region runs from base 280 to 969 and encodes 229 amino acids. Lineage: Eukaryota; Metazoa; Chordata; Actinopteri; Cypriniformes; Cyprinidae. The record is from RefSeq and is a predicted model, not a curated record. The transcript has 4 exons.
GACACAGGCGCGCGUUGACUCUUGACGUCGGAACCCAGUGGACAAAUCAACGAGGCUGUUUGCGCGUUUUACGCGACGCGGGAAAACUACUACGCGUUAAUUAUCAGCGAAGCUAUCAAACUUCAAGCGCGGCUGAUUGUCACCGCAAGUUCACAAGAGUCCAAACAAUGUUCUUGCAGUGUAGAAGGCAAUGAUAGCGUCCUAGCGUUGUCGCGCCGCUCGCAGUGCAGACGGGCUGUUUGAAACAGCUGCUCUAGUGUGUUUCUGAAGAGCAAAGUAAUGGAGCGGUGUAAAGAGACGCGUCUCGUAGUGUGUUUGCUGCUCUUUCUGACGCUCAGCGUGGAUUUGGGAUUCGCAUUCGGACAGAAUAAGGACACCGAGUUCACUUUCCUUUUACCUCCCGGAGCAACCGAGUGCUUUUUCCAAACAGCCACUAAGAACGGCAGCAUGGAAGUGGAGUACCAGGUCAUUGCAGGCUCAGGGCUGGACGUCGGCUUCACUCUGAUCUCCCCGAACGGAUACAGAUUGGUCUCCGACUUCAGAAAAUCAGAUGGCAUACACACGGUGGACCCCACUGAGGAGGGCGACUACAGGAUUUGCUUUGACAACAGCUUCAGCCAUAUUUCAGAGAAGAUGGUGUACGUGGAGGUGAUCGUGGAUGGACCAGAGGAGGACGAUGAGGACGAUGAAGAUUGGGCUGCUCUGGCUGAACCGGAGGACUCGCUGGAGUACAAACUGGAGGAUAUCAGGGACACAAUGGACUCUGUGCACAAGAACCUGGAGCGAAGCCGUCAGCUACAGACGACGCUGCGGGCGUUCGAGGCUCGUGACCGUUACCUGCUGGAGGAUAACCUGUGGCGGGUUUCCUUCUGGUCCAGUGUCAGUCUGCUGGUCAUGGUCAGCGUGGCCCUCACCCAGAUCUACACGUUACGCAGAUUAUUCAGUGACAAACACAGAGUUUGUACAUAGCAGAGAUGAACUGGAGAGGGACUAUGCUGGACUAAUGGAUUCUGUAAAUGAAGACGUGUGGAAACUCUCAGGUCCAAAAAAUAUCCCCCUAGUUUCUGCUAGAAUUGAAGUGUUUGGAGCUCUCAGUGAAUCUGGCCAUUGACCAU